Molecule: messenger RNA, 1875 nt
Organism: Saccostrea cuccullata (small rock oyster)
Lineage: Eukaryota; Metazoa; Mollusca; Bivalvia; Ostreida; Ostreidae
Product: putative beta-lactamase-like 1
Exons: 5
Coding region: 183-1778 (531 amino acids)
Source: RefSeq, a predicted model, not a curated record
CUUUGCACGACAGAAAAAAUAAGCAGAUUCCUGACUCCUCAUCCCGACUGUCAAACUUAAUGGCUAUCUCACCAGUUGUCAAGUUUUGCAGAUAUGCAUCAUCAUAGAAUAUAUUAAAACUAAGUAUAUAUUUACAAUUCAAGUAAAACGUGCGUGGAAAACACUUAAGCAAAAUCUCAGCCAUGGCGGCUCUGCGAUUUUUUCUGAUUUUUGCUUCUGUUUGGAUGUGUCAAAGCCAGCAAUUACUUCAAAUGUAUUUGAAAACGACUCUUGAAAAUGCCUACAGAGCAUGUCGUGCCGGGGUGAAUCCUGGAUUAGCCGUGGCCGUUGUGAAGGAUGGACAAGUACAGUUUACUCAUGCACUUGGGGUCAAGGAUAAAGCUUAUCCGAUGACCUUAGCAAAUAGAGUGACUACCAACACAAAAUUUGGAAUUGGAUCUCUUUCUCAAGUUUUUGCAAACGUUUUAACGUUGACGGUAAUGAAUUCAACUGAAAGAUUGCGGAAAAAGGGUAUUGAUACAACGCUAAGGAACUAUUUCCAACAUAAAGGACUCUUCAAGCACUCUUACCUGCGUUCUCGAUACGCUACCUUGCUAGAUCUGAUGACGCACAGAAUGGGAUUUGAGAACCACAAAUACCUUCGUCUAAACCUAACGAUGACCAGGGACAAGAUCAUGAUGAGAGUGCAUCAUAUGAAUCCAAAAGGCCGUUUUCGUGACAGUUUUUAUUACAAUGAUUUGAUGUAUGGAAUCAUCGCUAAAAUAUCAGAAGAUAUUGAUACUCUUAGUUUAACGUGGGAGGAUAUGUUAAGAAAAUAUGUGCUUAAUCCUCUUGGAAUACCGUCAACCACUUUUUUCACAACUCUAAACCCACUCAUGGAAGAUGUGGCCCGAGGCUAUGUUGAGGACGAGGGACUUCUGUACCCCGUACCGUACGAGUUUCUAAAGGUGUGGACUCGUUUCUGUGGAGAUUCAUGCGUUCUGAGUAGUGCAAAUGAUAUGGCGAGAUUCAUGAUCUUCUUACUCGGCAACGGUACUAUCCCGGGCUCAUCUGUGCCACUCAUCGAUCAGGAAGAUUUUAAAUAUAUGUUCAAGCCAUGGAAUAGAAUCCAGUCACCAAGCGUUGAGGACUAUUUUUCAAAAGCGGAGGGUGUCCCGGUGACACGUACACAUUCAGGGGUCGGUCUUGGAGUAAAAACUGGAAUUUACAGAGGUUGGAAAAUAGUGGAACAAGCAGGGGAUCUAUUUGGUUACAGCACAAUUAUGACAUUAUUUCCAGAAACAAACCUAGGAAUUUUUAUCGCCAUGUCAGGUGAAGAUAAACAUGACUUUUUCAGAACAACCCUCGCUUCUUAUAUUGCUGAUCUGUAUCAUAAGGAGACGCCCUGGCUAAAUUCUACCUUACUGUGUGCCUUUCCUAGUCCAUGGAAAGUUCCUCCUGCACCAAAAGCACCACUCAAUAUGACGGAAGUGCCGCUAAAUCGACCUAUUACUGAUUACGUUGGUACUUACGUAAACGAGCUCUAUGGUGCAUUGGAAGUUAGAGAAGUGUUCGGAAGACUUGAACUGAACUAUGGACUAGGUCAAUUUGACUUAAAGCGUAAAGAUUCCACGAAACCGAGAUUUCACAUGAUUCCAAAGGGACUUAGUAAACACGUCAUUGAUAUAAGCUCAAUGAAAUUUAGAGAACAAAGAGGAACAAAUCUAAUUGAAAGUGCAAAUAUAAACAUGUUUGAAGAUGCUGAUUUUAUGAAAGUUGGCGUUCCUGCACAACCAUAAUCGCUUGUGUAAUAAACUCUUUACGCUUUUUUGAAUUAUAGAGCAAAACUUUGGAAUUAAAGAAUGAAUAAAUUUGCGAUGAUUUUCUCGAAUAAAA